GGAGGGGGGGAGGGAAGGAGCCGCGGGUGCCCCGUGGUCUGGGGCCAGGGACCCGUUGUCCCCCUCAAAGUUUGUUGGCGGCGUGAGUAGGACGGGGAUCCGGGGGAUGACACCUCCCGCCCCGACGGCGGAGCGGGCGGAGGAGAGGCAGUUGCCUGCGGAGCAUCCCUCGCCGGGAUCUGGCGCGGAGUCCCGCGGCGAUCGCGACCUCCGCUGCGGCGGGGGCAGGGCAGAGCGCGGGUCUCGCCCCUGCCCCAGGCACGGCCCUGCACCGCCGCCUCGGGCUGUUGGGGCUAGGUGGAGGGUGCCCCGGGACCACCCGGGAAAAGCUGGUGGUCCGAGGAGCGGGGUUUGGUUUCGCGAUCCCGGCCGGAGAAGGGGAGACCCGGCUGCCGAGGGGGGCCCGUCAGCGAGCGGGGGUGCGGGAAGCUGGUGGCGUUAUGGUUAACACGCGUCUAUUCUUCUGUGCGCGGAGCCGGCAGCCUCCCAGGCUCCCACAGGACCUCAUCUGACAUCGGAGGUUUCUCCUCUCAUCCUGACCCACUGGUGAUUUACAGCGGGUGGUAUUCAGCCCGGCUUUCCUGUGCACUUUUCGUCCCUAAACUCUGCUUUUGACGCUGUAACCGAAAUAAAAGGCGGUUCGUAAUUUUGUGCGCAAUGAUGUUCCCUUAAAAGAUGUCACUUAGGAGUCCAGCAUCCUCAGUAUAUCCCGGUAGGGUUUUUUGGUUGGUUGAUUGGAUGUUUUUUGUCUGAAAUUUCGGAGGUAUGGUGGGGAGAGAGACGAAAGAGAGUGAGCCUUUUAAACUUCACGCAGCGUUUGUCAUGUGAAAUCUUCAGCUGUUGAGAAAUAAUUUUGAGCCAGAUGGGCUUAUUUUAAAUGGGCAUCUUUUUGUCUCAAAGGCGUCUGCAAAUCUCCAUUAAGAACACCCCUGGAUGAGAUUGUCGGCUUCUGGAUGCUGGGGGGUGUCACGUAGGGGCUGUUUACCUACAAAUUGGAACAGUCCAGUCCUUAUUCUGCUAGUGUGCAAACGGAUUUCCUCCGAUGCAUUUUUCUGUCCCCCAAGUCUCUCUGAAACCAACAAGACUGGGGUUAUGAAGUCAGUCCUAGAUGGCCUCGCAGAUACAACUUUCCGAACAAUCACAACAGAUCUCCUUUACGUGGCCUCCAACGACAUCCAGUACGAAGACAUGAAAGGCGACAUGGCAUCCAAGCUGGGGUACUACCCCCAGAAGUUCCCUCUGUCCUCCUUCAGGGGUGAUCCUUUCCAAGAAAAAAUGACUGCAGGAGAUGAUCCCCUGUUGAGCAUUAUUCCUUCAGAUCAGGUCAACAUCACAGAGUUCUACAACAAGUCCCUGUCCACGUUUAAGGAUAAUGAGGAGAAUAUACAGUGCGGGGAGAACUUUAUGGAUAUGGAGUGCUUUAUGAUCCUGAACCCCAGCCAGCAGCUGGCCAUUGCUGUGCUGUCACUCACCCUGGGCACCUUCACGGUCCUAGAGAACCUCCUCGUCCUGUGUGUCAUCCUCCACUCCCGAAGUCUCCGGUGUAGACCCUCCUACCACUUCAUUGGCAGCCUGGCUGUGGCCGACCUCCUGGGCAGCGUCAUUUUUGUCUACAGUUUUGUGGAUUUUCAUGUUUUCCACCGGAAGGAUAGCCCCAAUGUCUUCUUGUUCAAACUGGGUGGAGUUACAGCCUCCUUCACCGCCUCCGUAGGUAGCCUUUUCCUCACGGCAAUAGACCGAUACAUAUCUAUACACAGGCCACUAGCUUACAAAAGGAUUGUUACCCGACCAAAGGCUGUCGUAGCGUUUUGUGUGAUGUGGACCAUCGCUAUUGUAAUAGCCGUUCUUCCUCUACUCGGCUGGAACUGCAAAAAGCUCAAUUCUGUUUGUUCGGACAUAUUCCCUCUCAUCGAUGAGACGUACCUGAUGUUCUGGAUCGGGGUCACCAGCGUCCUCUUGUUGUUCAUUGUCUAUGCCUACAUGUACAUACUGUGGAAGGCUCACAGCCACGCUGUUCGCAUGCUUCAGCGGGGCACGCAGAAAAGCAUAAUCGUUCAGUCGACGGAGGAUGGUAGUAAGGUACAGAUCACUAGGCCUGAUCAAACUCGUAUGGACAUCAGGUUAGCCAAAACCUUGGUCCUUAUCCUAGUCGUUUUAAUCAUAUGCUGGGGCCCUCUCCUCGCCAUCAUGGUAUAUGAUGUCUUUGGGAAAAUGAACAAGCUUAUCAAGACUGUCUUUGCCUUCUGUAGCAUGCUCUGUUUGCUGAAUUCAACAGUGAAUCCCAUCAUCUACGCUCUGAGGAGCAAGGACUUGCGACACGCCUUCCGCAGCAUGUUCCCCACCUGCAAAGGAACGGCACAGCCCCUUGAUAACAGCAUGGAGUCUGACUGCCAGCACAAACACGCCAACAACGCGGGGAACGUGCACAGGGCUGCCGAGAGCUGCAUUAAGAGCACAGUUAAGAUUGCCAAAGUUACCAUGUCUGUCUCCACAGACACAACUGCUGAAGCGUUGUAAGUCACAGACUUCUCAGAUUGGGAGAGAAGGAGUUAGUUUGAAAAAAAAAAAAAAUCAACAACAGAGAAAACCAAACCCAUGGCUUAACGUGUUUGUACCCUCCUGUAAUAUUUUUUGGUUUGUCAUUGUAAGCUGAGCAAUGAUUGUGUUAAGAGCAUUACCAUCAGCCAGUUCUUCAGGUUUUACAGUUAGGUGUUCAAGCUAAAUUUUCACAAGUUUUUUCUCAAAAGGUGUUCACUGAAUAAUAAUGUUUCCUGAAAGAGCACAGAGAAAAUACCAGGUUAGCAAUGGUUCCUUUUUUGGGGUGUGAAGAAAAAUUGUGAAACCUAAUUGAAAAAUAAUGCAUUCUAAACCAAUACCAUCAAAUAAGAAAAAAAAAAAGCCUUGUAAUCAUGCUGUUCAUUUCAAUGUGGAGUGUAUUUCAUGUCUGUAAUAGGAGUUUCUGAUUUUUUCCAAACGUGGCAGUGCUGAAUUUUAGAGGUUUUGUAAAAUGUGUCGUGUCCUGUGAAUUGUAUGCUGUUUUAUUAUGUGUUAUUGAUAUUUGUCUAAUUAAACAAAGUGAUAAGGUAGACUUCCGUGAAAAUAAUGUGAAACGUGAUAUGUAAACCCCAUUGAAAACACUUACUGUAUUUGAGGAAUUCCUAUGAAAUUUUACACUUUUAGUGGUCUUCUGUGGACUUAGAGGAGAGGCUUUGUGUUCUUCUACUAAAAUUAUUUCCCCACUACCUUUUAUUUUCACAUGCAUAUGAGAGUAACAGCAACAGAGGAAUAGAGGAGGAAUGUGAGAAAGGAAAGCACUGGUUCAGACUUUUAAAUACUACUGCAUUUAUGCAGAAGGAUGUUUAUGGUUGCACAGACUAUUGCCCUGCUCUUGGGCGUUGCAUGAAUAUGAACACUGAAAAGCAAAUGUCCCGGAUGUUGGCUCCUUUAAUGGGUCACUGGUUUUAAGCCACGUGCUGGUGCUGGACCACUGAAGACAGCAUGUGUCAGACUCAAAGUGCCAUGUUAUCACUGUGCAGUUGAUGUAUAUUUGAAGUGUGUCACAUUCCUGUGUCCCAGGUUUAAGCAGAUUCAGAGCCUGAGAUGCCAAACUUCCGUCUUCAGUAAAAGAGGAGGAAAUAUUGUCAGACUUAGACAUUUUCUUAUUGUGUGAGCGUGUAUAUAAAUAAAUAUCUGUGUGUGUACGUGUGUUUGCGUGUGUGUGUGUACUAAUCAGUGUGAGUCAUGGUAUCAUAACUACGAUAGGACACUAUGACCAAAUGUAACUGUAUUUCUUGUUGCACGCUUUGCACAUGAAUUCUGUUUCUAAAAUUGAGUUCUUCCAACUGAUUACUGAUGAAAAGUACCAUAUUAAGAAUGUCUCGAUCAACUCUGAGAUGUAUAUCAAUAUGCUAGAGAAAGCAACCUUUCAGCUGCUCUUGAGAAAAGAGGAAAAAAGAGGCAGAGAGCAUGGAUUGAGCCCGCACUGACAGCUGCUGUGGCUGUCAAUGAUGUUCCUGAAAACUGAGAAAGCCAGAAGUAAAUGAUAGUUUGUUUUAAGGCUGUCAGUAGUGAAAUCUGAUGGCUUGAAAACGAAGUGAAUCUCGCUGAAACCAAUGACAGGGUUUUACACUACCAGCUUCAAGGAAGAAGCUAUUGACGGAAGAGGGUGACUCUGUUCCAUGGUGGGAUAGUUUCUGCUGCCUAGGACUGUCACAAGGAACAUAUUACAAGAUAGUCUUUGAGGCAUGGAUAUUCUGUAAUUCUAUUCUGAAUCAGAAGGUCUGGGGUCCUCUUCUCUGCUGCCUUGCUUUUUUUGACUGUUCCCUCACCCUUCUGGCUGAUUUCUGCCAAAAUAGCUGCAAACACAGCUUAGCCUUCUAGCGGCCUGACAUUUGCCACAACAGGGGUGACUUCCUCCAUGGCACAGGGCAAGUGGAACAAGAUCCGUGCUGCCCUGCCACUCGUCAUUGGUCUUACGUAGAGGAGGAGACAGGGCAGCAGCCCAGGGUCUCUGGCUGCCAUGACAUUCCUAGGACAUUUCUAAUGCCUCAGUGCAGGCCAGAGCAGCCCAGCCCAUUUCGGCCAGUGGCUCUGCAGGGAUGCAAGUGGCUCCAAGUUCAGGCUUAAUGAGUGGUGACAUUUUAAAGAUCAGAUUAGGUGAGGUUCUGAGCAACAGUUGGAAGAGGCAGGGGUACUUUCCUCCUCCACCCACUGCAGCUUACCUGGGUGAGAGGGCAGGGCACCAUGCUCUCAAGGGGUCCACCACGCUCAGCCAAAACCUGUGUAUUACAGAGGACUCCCAGAGGCUGUACAAGUCCUCCUGAAAGAUCUUUCUUAUAUCUAGGUCUAAUCCAUCCUAAAGAAGUCCUCUGGGAGGAGGGGGGGGAAGCCCAUUUGAAAUGUAAAGGUAUUUUAAGAGCCAUUUUUGAAACUGUCUUCUUGUGAAUUAAAUGCAAACUGGACCUUCAUUGUGCAUACAAGUUCUAAAUUUUACAUGAUAAGUCAUGGGACAAUGGGGCUGUCUUGGCACUUAACUUGGUGCUUACUGAUAUAAUAAGAAAUAGCAUCCUGUGAAAUGUUAUUGUCUAUCAUCAGUAUCUUUAUUUGCAUAAUGUGUUUUUCUAAAGCUCUGGGAACUGCAUCGGUUCACUUAGAACCAUCUAUUAAGAGUCGGCAAUGAUUUCCUUACAUGUUGCACACUAAGUAGAACUACUCUUUCAUUAGAAAAAUCUGCUGCCAUUCCAAGAAAAGCUGUACUUAAACUUCAGCUUUAGGUAUUCCUAAUUUGCAGUUGCCUACCCUCACUUAGUGAUAGCACAGCCAAACAAUGUUGUGUUCCAUGGCCACCCACACCAUCAUCAUUUAACCAACCAGCGCUCGUUGCUGUUAUGUCUGUGUACUGACUCCAAGUGUCACGUAUCUACUGAGAAGACCAUCUAUGUCACACGCGUGCAGAGUUAGAUUCUCAACAGUCUGAUUGUAUAUUUGUAUAAUAUAAUCUCCUCGAUGCUGUGCAAUCACUAUCCACAUCUUCUUGCACUGGCCUUUUGAUGAAAAUUUUAGUGUGUCUAUUGUGAGAUAGACAGUGCAUUUUACCUGCUGUUAAUGGGCUGAAUGUAUGUAAAUAAGUGGAAAAAAAAAAAAGUCAUCUGUACAAGCAGUGGCCUAAAAAGUCUGUAAUUGUAGACUAGGAAAAUUGUUGAAGUUGCUGUGACAUCUCAAAUACUACCUUUGAAUAAACUGUUUCCAGGGUCUCUUGGGAUGCUGUUUCAUAGUGAAAGGAAAAUCUUUCCUUGUGAUAAUAUGAGGUAAAGAAAUUGGAUUACCUGAGUUUUUUAUUUCCAGUGUUUCGAAGUAUAGAACAUAACUCUUUAUUGUCUGUAAAUCUAACAUUAUUACUUCCUCUUAGAAGAAUAUUGUAUCAUUAGAUGUUUGUUUGAGCUGGUAACAUCCUUGCAACUGUUGGAAUAUUUUUCAUUAGCAACCUGUAUAAUAGUUUGUACACAAGUACUGUUCAAAUUGUCAUGAAAAGUAGCUUUGACCAUUUACCUACCAGUAGCAGAAUAGUAUUUCUGUAAGAUUUCCAUUGUAUUCCUACCAUAUCAUAUUUUAUUUCUAUAAUGUAAUUAAACUGUUAUUUAUUCAAGGA
Messenger RNA from Empidonax traillii (willow flycatcher), 6148 nucleotides. It is a transcript of the gene CNR1, whose product is annotated as cannabinoid receptor 1. NCBI's taxonomy places the organism in Eukaryota, Metazoa, Chordata, Aves, Passeriformes, Tyrannidae. Gene Ontology annotation, cellular component: membrane. Bases 934 to 2517 code for a protein of 527 amino acids. Gene Ontology annotation, biological process: G protein-coupled receptor signaling pathway. The record is from RefSeq and is a predicted model, not a curated record. The transcript has 3 exons. Gene Ontology annotation, molecular function: cannabinoid receptor activity.